This is a messenger RNA of Euleptes europaea (tarantolino), 2319 nucleotides long. RefSeq names its product carnitine palmitoyltransferase 1B (gene CPT1B). Gene Ontology annotation, molecular function: carnitine O-palmitoyltransferase activity. The record is from RefSeq and is a predicted model, not a curated record. The transcript has 18 exons. Bases 1 to 2319 code for a protein of 772 amino acids. NCBI's taxonomy places the organism in Eukaryota, Metazoa, Chordata, Lepidosauria, Squamata, Sphaerodactylidae. Gene Ontology annotation, biological process: carnitine metabolic process; fatty acid metabolic process. Gene Ontology annotation, cellular component: mitochondrion.
AUGGCGGAAGCCCACCAGGCCGUGGCCUUUCAGUUCACCGUCACCCCCGAUGGGGUGGACUUCCAGCUGAGCCGCGAGGCCCUCAGGCAGAUCUACCUGUCCGGCAUCUCCUCCUGGAAGAAACGCUUUGCCCGUCUCAAGAACAGCAUCUUGACGGGGGUCUAUCCCGGGACCCCUUCCGGCUGGUUGGCGGUUGUCGUAGCAACAGUGGGCGCCACGUACUUCCGCGUGGAUGUGUCCAUGGGGCUGAUCGUCUGCAUCCGCGACCGCCUGCCCAACGGCUGUUAUUUCAGCCUGCGCAGCCGCACCCUGGUGAGCACCAUCCUGUUCUCCACCGGCGUCUGGAUCUCGGGGAUCCUACUCUGCCGGCAGACGCUCAAGAUGCUGCUCUCGUGCCACGGCUGGAUGUUUGAGCCUCACGGCAAGAUCAGCCACACCACCAAGAUUUGGGCGGCCAUGGUGAGAGUGUUGUCCGGCCGCAAUCCCAUGCUCUACAGCCUCCAGACCUCGCUGCCCAAGCUGCCGGUGCCCAAGGUGGAGGAGACCAUCCAGAGGUAUCUGGACUCUGUCCACCAUCUGCUGGAUGCCAAGACCUACGGCCGGAUGGAGGCCUUGGCCAAGGAGUUCCAGAAGCAAACAGCUCCUCGGCUCCAGAAGUACCUGAUCCUCAAGUCCUGGUGGGCCACCAACUAUGUGAGCGACUGGUGGGAGGAAUACAUCUACCUGCGGGGAAGAGGCCCCAUCAUGGUGAACAGCAACUACUACAUCAUGGACUUUCUGUACGCGAGGCCCACGCAGCUCCAAGCCGCUCGGGCGGGCAACGCCGUCCACUCCAUCCUGUUGUACCGACGCAAGCUGGACCGUGAGGAGCUCAUGCCUGUGAUGGCGCUCGGCGUGGUCCCCAUGUGCUCCUACCAGAUGGAGAGGAUGUUCAACACCACCCGCAUUCCCGGCAAGGAGGCAGAUUCGCUCCUGCACCUGUCGGACAGCAGGCACCUGGCCGUCUACCACAAGGGCCGUUUCUACAAGGUGUGGCUGUACCACGCGGGGAAGCUGCUCAGCCCCUGCGACCUGGAGCUGCAGUUCCAGCGUAUCCUGGACGACCCUUCGACGCCUCAGCCUGACGAGGAGAAGCUGGCGGCCCUCACUGCGGGGGACAGACUGCCAUGGGCAGAAGCACGAUCCAAGUACUUCAGCCGAGGGAGGAACCGGGUGGCGCUGGACUGCAUUGACAGAGCAGCCUUCUUCCUGACCCUGGACGAAGACGCCUGUGGCUAUGAGCCAGAAGAAGAGGAGAGCCUGGACCGCUUUGCCAAGAGCCUCCUGCACGGGCGCUGCUACGACAGGUGGUUUGACAAAUCCUUCACGCUGGUGGUGUACCGCAACGGCAAGCUGGGUGCCAACGCCGAGCACUCGUGGGCCGACGCCCCCAUCAUGGGGCACCUCUGGGAGUUCAUGCUGGCUACAGACCAGUUCCAGUUGGGCUACAGCAGCAGCGGGCACUGCCAGGGGGUGCCCAACACAGCGCUGCCUCCACCCCAGCGCUUGCAGUGGGACAUUCCUGCGGAGUGUAGGCUGGUCAUUGACGCCUCCUACAGCGUGGCCAAAGCUCUGGCUGACGAUGUGGACUUCCACUGCUUCCGCUUCAUGGACUUUGGCAAAGGGCGCAUCAAGAAAUGCCGGACCAGCCCCGACGCCUUCAUCCAGAUCGCCCUGCAGCUGGCGCACCUCCGGGACAAGGGCUGCUUCUGCUUGACCUAUGAGGCCUCCAUGACGCGGCUCUUCCGGGAGGGCCGGACGGAGACUGUGCGCUCCUGCACCCGCGAGGCAACGGCCUUUGUGCGCAGCAUGGUGGACCCAGACGUCAGCCCGUCGGAGUGCCUGCAGCUCUUCCGGGAGGCCGCCGAGAAGCACCAGCUCCUGUACCGCCUGGCCAUGACCGGGGCUGGCAUCGACCGGCACCUCUUCUGCCUCUAUGUGGUGUCCCGCUACCUGGGAGUAGACUCACCCUUCCUGGCCCAGGUGCUGUCUGAGCCCUGGCGCCUCUCCACCAGCCAGACCCCCCAGCAGCAGAUCAAGCUGUUCGACUUGGAGACGAAUCCGGCUCACGUUUCCUCCGGCGGCGGCUUCGGGCCGGUGGCCAACGAUGGCUACGGGGUCUCCUACAUCAUUGCUGGAGAAAACCUCAUCACCUUCCACGUUUCUAGCAAGCACUCAAGCCCAGAAACGGAUUCCAAGCGCUUUGGGAGGAACAUCUGCCAGGCGAUGCUGGACAUUGCAGCCCUCUUUGGCACCCCGCCCGGAAAAGUGACCAACUGA